AUACAACAUCAAAGGCUUUAUUGCUUUACGCACACAAUCAGCAGCAACGCCUUGCAAAUGUCAAGGCGUUGCAGAAAGAGGAAGAUCAAGUGAGCUACACCACACACACACAAACAGCCAAGUGUUCCCACAAGUGCCUCACGGAGAGGUUGCAGUCGCCACGGGUUUCCAAGGAAGAGAGUUGCGGGCAAAGGGGCAUCAUGAAGGACCAAAGCUGUACUGAUGCAAUUACAAAACUCUUCCAAGAGGCUCCGUCGGCGAGACAAGCCCUGUUGGACAACUACAACAACCUGAUGAAUGUGGCCGAAUACUGCGAGAGCAACUACCUGCAGGCAGGUGCGGAUGCGGUCAAGGCCCUGGAAGAGACUAAGAACUUCACCACCCAGUCUCUGGCCAGUGUGGCCUACCAGAUCAGCACACUGGCCUCCAACGUGCUCAAGCUGCUGGACGCACAGAACUCCCAGCUCAGACACAUGGAGUCCUCUGUCAACCUCAUCGGACAGACAGUGGACAUGCACAGAGAGAAGGUGGCCCGGAGAGAGAUAGGGGCUUUCACCACAGCCAAGAGGGUUCCCCGCAGUCACAAAAUUAUCCCCCCGGCAACAGGCAAGGAGCCCAAACCCAAGUACACCCGUAGUCCCAUCACCUACUCUGACCUGGACACACUGGGACAUGGCAUGAAGGAUUCUGGUAAGAUGCUUGGGAAAGCAGGGUCAUCAAUGCGCAAACAUGGCGGCACCAUCAGCAGGAGCACUUCCAGAGCACCCCCAGAGCCUGUCCAGUGUCCCAUAGCCCCCUCUCUGUCUCGAGGGGCAUCCCUCACCUCUCUCCAUGAUUGCUCCAUUGGGUCCAGCUUCGGCAAGGCCGUGCCUCCCCCCGUGGUCCCCAGCUGGCCCGCGUCACCUGACUCUGACAUCAUCACCACCCUGCUGGAGGAGGCCCCGCCCCCACCACCGCCCCUGUCUCUGAUGGAGGAUGGUGACGCCGCCAUGACAGCUCCGGCCCCUCCUCCUCCUCCCAUGGCGUCUGCUGCCUCCUUGCUGGAUGUCCCUCCUCCCCCUCCACUGCCCCCCACCACCACAACCAGCACCCCUGAACCUGCCCAUACCAGCCUAGCCAGCAUCCCCUCUCCCCCUGUCCCACCCCCACUGGAGACUGUGGCUGAAGAGAACGGCUUCCCGCCCCCUAUGCCACCACCAUCUGACGAGCCUCUCCCUCCACCAACCAGUGAGGGCCUGGAGCUCCCUGGCCCGCCCCCUCCACCGAGUGAUGAGGUGGAUGAAGCUCUGCAGCCCAGGCGGUCUCGUGUACGUCGUCACCCCCCCAGCUCGCGCUCCAUGUCCCUCAGGGUCCGCACGGGCCCUAGCCCUCGCUCGCUCUACACUCGCUCGCUCUUCCUUCCAACCAUCCAAUCACUCAUGAUCCCCCCUCCCCCUUCAUACCCUCCUCCUCUCGCCCCUCCCGUGUCGCUGAGCCCCUUGUCCAGCCUGCCCGCCCACCUGGAGCACCUGGAUCUGGUGAUCCCAGCCCCGCCUCCUCCGCCUUUUACCGACAGCGUGGGGGGCUUUGAUGACGUCAUGCCACCCCUACCUCCCCCUGUGGGUUAUAACACGACUGGCCCUACAGACUUUUUAGAGAAAGUGGUGGCGCUGUACAGCUACAACUCAGGGAAGCCUGGGGACCUGGUAUUCCAAGAGGGAGAAGUCAUCUACCUGACCAAGAGGAAUGAAGAUGGCUGGUGUGAGGGACUGCUCAACGGAGUAGAGGGAUUCUUCCCUGGGAACUACGUAGAUUCCUCCACCAGCUAAGAUAUUAGACCCCUUAAAAGUAGACUCAGCGAUAUGGCGUAGAUGCAGAGAGUAAGCAGCAUAGUGGGUCAAUUUCCACUACAACUAAGAGUGUUGAAGCCCGAGGCUCAACUUGUCCUCUGUUUUGGUCCAUGUUGUAAAAGCGUGAAGCGAACCCGUGCACAUGCGCAGAUACUAUGUGUGACUGUGUGAGAGCGGAGUCGUGCAUCUCGCUUAUCGCAAUAUCUGCGGUGCUGCUUGUGGCAAUGUCAUUUCACUUAGUCUACCUUUAAUAUGAAGAGGGAAAGUAGGCUCUGUCCACAAACAACCGGUAACCCUAUACCCUAGGUCAACCUAGGCACUUCAUGUUGAUCAGGAAGAAUUGGACGGGUAUAAACAUACCUAUUCACAUAAUUGGUAUAAGCAUGAACUAUUGUAGCUUCACCUUUCCCUUUGAUAGGCCAGAUGGAAUUUCAACCAUAUUACCUCUCAGGUAUAGAGUUUAGAGCUAGUGGUUGUUGGGUUGUUUCUUCAUGGGGACGUAGUCAACUAUUAGCUUUGUAGAAAGACCUCUACUGACCCCUACAGGUCAUAGUAAUAUGAACAGAAAAUAAGGCAAUAUUUACACAAGGAAUGAUGACAGGACUCUGAAAUAUAGCCACUAUAUAGCUAGCUAUAUAUUACCAAGAGGGUCAGUAGGUAGGACGACUUAAUAUCUAAUAUCUUUCAACCAAGACUAGAUAAAAGAUAAAAAGUCAGCUUGCUUAUUAACCAUGACGUUAGUGAAUACUUGGUAAAGAGGGAAAAUGCUUUGCAAGUUAUACAAUAGCUCUAUGUCCUGUUCAGUAUUGUUUUACAAGUACUGUAAUAACAGUAUGUGAAAUAGUUUGUCCUUACUGUUGUGCUCAGUAGGACAAGCCCUGAACGCUGCGUAAUGAUGUGGUAGAGUUGCUUCCGUUUUUUGUCAAUGAGACCAGCCACUGUUUGCUGCUGCAGUUUUUGCCACUGCAGGAUGAUAUUGGUCUCUUAAUUAGACUUGCACUAAUAUAUUUUGUAAUAUUCAAACUAAGAUUAAGUAAUAUAUGGAUUAUAGAGAAAAUGAUAGGAGAAAAUAUUUUACUAUAGUGAUGUCAUGAGAUUGACGUUUUUUAAAAGUGAUUUUAGACUUGUUAAUGUUUUCAGUUAGAGUUUCAUUUUGAUAUUUAGUAUAUCCGUUUAGAUUGAACAAUGUUUUAUUUACAUGUCUUUCAAUAAAUGCUUAGCUUUUCCUAA
This is a messenger RNA of Coregonus clupeaformis (lake whitefish), 3059 nucleotides long. It is a transcript of the gene abi3a, whose product is annotated as ABI family, member 3a. The record is from RefSeq and is a predicted model, not a curated record. Gene Ontology annotation, molecular function: SH3 domain binding. Gene Ontology annotation, cellular component: lamellipodium. The transcript is spliced from 12 exons. NCBI's taxonomy places the organism in Eukaryota, Metazoa, Chordata, Actinopteri, Salmoniformes, Salmonidae. Bases 201 to 1808 code for a protein of 535 amino acids.